This is a messenger RNA of Symbiodinium sp. CCMP2592, 1068 nucleotides long. The record is from the annotation of a GenBank genome assembly. NCBI's taxonomy places the organism in Eukaryota, Dinophyceae, Suessiales, Symbiodiniaceae.
AUGUGUUGCCGAGGUGGACGGGCCAGUGAGCCAGCUGCCCCUGCGAAGAUCGGACAUGGUCUGACUCUCUGCGAGCGGAAAGUCUCCGUUGAAGUGCUUGCCGUCAUGGAGCGGUAUGCGGCCGUGCUGGACAAGCCUGCGGGAAUCUCGACGGAGGACCUGAUUGAGGCAUACCAGGCGGAGAUUGAUGCUGAUGCCGAUGGGCAGAGCUAUCGAGUCCAAUCGGUUUCUCGCUUGGAUCUGCCCACUUCUGGAGCACUGGUCGUGCCACUCUGCAAGGAGGCUGAAGAGGACUUGAAGUCACGAUUUUCCUCACGAGAGGUGGCGAAAGCGUACCUGGCUCUGGCUGUCGGGGAUGUGGUCCCGGAUCGAGGAAGCAUCGAAGCAAAGCUGCGCAGCGUUCAGACGGCCGACCGGCACCGCGCAGUAGUCCAUCCCUACGGAAAGCCGGCUGUCACCUUGUACAGGAAGCUCGCGCGCUUAGACGGCGACGUCCACAACAGCUGCUAUUCCCUGAUCCUGGCAUGGCCUCUCACCGGGCGCAUGCAUCAAAUCCGAGCUCACUUCGCCCACAAAGGCUUCCCGCUAGCCGGGGACGUGCGCUACGCCCCCAAGAAGGAUGCCACGGCUUGGUGUGGUCGGCGCUUAUUCCUGCACGCUGCACAUCUUUCGCUAUUCGACGGAUUUUUGGCAUUCUCUCCGCCGAAAGAGGACCUCCUACAGCCUUUAAGAGAACUGAAGCUGCCCGCAGAUCUGCUGGAGCAGCUGGCCGACCCCGGAGUCUACCAAAGAUGUAGAUCCCAGGAGAUGCUGGUCGAGGAGAUGGAGAACGAGGCCGGCCCUGCGAAGGACGCGGACGAAAUCGACUUCUCAGACUCUGAUUCUGACACGGACGUCGAGGCACUGCUGGAAAAAGGUGGCCUGAAAGAUUGGGACCCCAGCUCCGCGGCGCCGAUCCUGGCUGCACCGCCCCGGCCCCCUCAGCCAGAGACUCCUCCGGAAGCCUUUUCGGAGACAGCUGCGGAAAGAACGGCCGGCACAGACGGUGUCGCGGCCCAAAAGCCGUAA